Messenger RNA from Trachymyrmex septentrionalis, 4929 nucleotides. RefSeq names its product zinc finger protein 608-like. NCBI's taxonomy places the organism in Eukaryota, Metazoa, Arthropoda, Insecta, Hymenoptera, Formicidae. The transcript is spliced from 6 exons. The record is from RefSeq and is a predicted model, not a curated record. Gene Ontology annotation, cellular component: nucleus. Bases 2512 to 4929 code for a protein of 805 amino acids. Gene Ontology annotation, biological process: regulation of transcription by RNA polymerase II.
GGGAGACGCGCGGUGUCUCCUCUGUGCGUCUUUUUUUUCGUGUCUUGUCUCGCGGUGUGACGGUGUCUCGUUCCCCCGUGAAAUCCGCGGGCUUUCGGCGCGCGUGCCUACACCGUGCGCGACGAGUCGUCGCGGCGCAAAACUAACAGUGUCACCGGGGCGGCCUCAAUCGCGGGCGUCCGCUCCACCGUUGUGCGCGGACGACACCGAGACGAAAACCACCCGGGUGUGUCCCACUCUCGCCGCGCGCGAGAGGAGAACGACCGAGCGAACGAGCUCCGACGAAACGGAGAAAAGUGCGUACGUGCGCCGCGCGUGUGUGUGGUGUGUGUAUGUGUGUAAUAAGAGUGUGCGUGCGUGUUCGUGUUUCUCUCUACGGCGUCACCGACGGCCGACGGCGGGCAAGAAGGAGCAGCUCGUUGCGUUCGCGCGACUGUUUGCCCGUAUACACUUCGGCAUCGUUUUUCGCGUGUGAGUGCGAGUCGACGGAGGGAACGAGGUUGGUGGAGGAGGAGACGGGUUGGUAGCAGUGUCGGUUCUACGAAGAGCAACUGAGCGAGAAGGAUAUAGAGGGGAAGGGAGAGGCAGGCAGAGAGAGAAAGAGAGAGAGAGAGAGAUAGCGUAGCCCGGGCGACUCGAGCGUGAGACCGAGAGAGCGAACGCAACACGUAGAAAGUGCAGUGCAGACAGAGGUAGAAAGUGAGAAAGAGAGAUAAAAAAAAAGUAUGAUACACCGCGCGGCGUAGGUGUGUGCUUCGCCGGGGCUUAGGAGACGCGGGCGUUGUUUGUUUGUGUACGUUUGUGCGUGUGCGCCGCGACAUUCGUAACGGUCGGCCGAGACGGGCGAACUUCAGGUCGCGGAAGAGCCGCGGGGAAAAAAGUAUACUGGCGUUUCGUCUUUUCGAAUCGUCGCGUUGCGUCUUUGUCGCGCCGGCCGCAAGUAAGACCGGAGUAUUUGUGUGUUUCGGUGUUUACCGGGCGUAACGGAGGCGUCGGAGGAGCGGUGCGCGACAUACAACACACACACACACACACACACACACGGGCGAGAACGGAAGGAGUGGGACCGAACGAAGGGCGCGUACGAGAGAAGGAGAGAACGGCGGUUGGGGGGAGGAGAGGCGCCGACGGGAGCCAGUCGGAGCGAGAAGGAGCGAGAUAGCGACGGGCGACGAACGGCGAAAAGAAACACAAAAAUCGGAGUAAACGGUGUAAUCAGCGGGUCGCACUUGGCGAUUUGGCGAUUUGUCGCGCGUUCGAUCGGGCUGUGUUAUCCGUCGCGGUGCGAGAACAACGAGAGUCCGGGACGAGUUCCUUGGCGGCGGCGGUGGCGGCGGCAGUGCCUCGUCUGUGUGUAUGUGUGUACGUGCGUGAGAACAGGGUCGCGAGGUGAAGCUCGCGGCGAGUAACGACGAGCCGCAGCCGGCGGCGACGAACGGUUGGAUUAUACGCAACGAGAGGAGAUAUCCCGGGGAUCUAAUACGCUUAACGCGGGAGUGAGAGAGGAUACACGGGAGGAACAGCCACACAAGGACGUAGACCCCGCGGAGGAGAUAGAGAGAGAGAGAGGAAGACAGAGUGAGAGACAGAGAGAGAAAGGUGCUCCUCGCCGGUCAUCGUUCGGGUGUAUGCGUGCACGCCUGCCCUCGCCGACACGCGGCAACGAUGAGACAUUGGCAAAGAUGAAACAAUCUCCGGAGAGAAAAGGAUGAAGCUUCUUCAUUUAAAGAUCAGAUUCAGAAUGUCAAAGGAUAGCGCACCGUCAUUUCCUCAACCAAAGGCAAGGAAAUUAAGUCUCGAGUUUAAGAUCGGAAACACGUCGAUCAGCCGAGGCGCGGUUCCGUCGGGAAAUCGAAGGGAAGAACCGCACGCUAGGCUGACUGGGAGGAUCGUUUCGGGGGACAUGGCUUAACUCACGACAAGUGGGAGACAGGUGGAGGAGCUACCAUCCUCGGGUCUCAGGAUUCCGAGAACGCGGAUGGUCGCCGAGAUUUCCUACGACGUUGGAAGUAAUCACGAGUGGUGUCGGGUGGUGUGUUCGUGAUCUAAAGGGGGGGGCUCAGUGGCUGUGAUCGUGGUGUUGUGUCGGGGAUCAGUGUGUCGUCGGUGAAGAGUGGUGAGAGGUAUAUCGGGUUACGAGUCUCAGCUACGCGAGUAAGAAUUAACGACAGGGGCAAGUGUGGUGAGGAGAAAUCAAGGUGGAUAAGGUGUACACGCGAUAACGAAGAAGUGGAAGAAGACGCGAGGAAGAGAGAGAGAAAGAGAGAGGGAGAGAGAGAGAGAGAAGAGAGAUACGGCUGGGAUACAUCGCAAAUUACGUCGAGCGAGAGUAGAAGCGAGAGAGUGAGUGAUGUGUUCGAUGGACGAGGCGCGUCUCGCGGGCGGUGGUCGGGGUAAUGAUAACGCGUGUAGUCACGCGCGCUACCACUACUAUUACUUGGUAUCCAAAGUGAGAAACGGUGGGCAGUCGGUGACCAGGCUGGCGGGCGCCGGGGAAACGUUUCCAAGGGCAUGGCGACCACGCCACUAGGCGGUCGCCUCCCUAACGUAAACCGUAAAGGACCAUCUCCGUGCAUCGGUGGUGGUGGUAUUAGUAGUAAUAAUAGUAAUAGUAACAACAGUGGUGGUAACGGCAGCAGCAACGGCAACAACACCAGCAACGGUAACAGCGGCAACAGCACCAACAACGGCUUAAGUAAUAACAACGUAGUCAGUCAAGGCGGUCAGUCAAGGAGGCAAGAGCGAGCGCUGAUCGGCAGGGAGCACCGCGACCAUCGUCACCAUCACCAUCACCAUCAUCAUCACCAUCAUCACCAUCAUCAUCACCAUCAGAAUCGGGACAAAUCAUCAUUGUCAUCGUCGUCGUCGUCGUCGUCAUCUUCGUCGUCGUCGUCGUCGUCGUCGUCGUCGGGCCAGCAGCGUGAGUCCAAUAAAACAAGCACAGUGGCUGCUAACGCCGGUGAACUGGAUCCGGCCGCGACGAAUGCGACCAAUAACUUUGAGUACGACGACAACGAAUGGGACAUUGGCAUAGGUGACCUGAUAAUCGAUCUUGAUGCGGACAUUGAGAAGACGAGGGACGAGAAAUUGAGCUCGGGGACAGGCAUGGCUUCUACGCCUGCCUCGGCAGCAUCGGCACCGAAUAACGCGAAUCAUCAUCAGUUACAAAACUCAGCAAGUGGUCUCAACUCAAACUCCUCGUCCUCGUCCGUCCCGUCGACUGGCACGAACGCCGGAGGUCAAUCGUCGUCGUCGUCGUCGUCGUCGUCGUCGUCCUCGUCAUCGUCGUUGUCGUCGUCCUCUUCGUCAUCCUCAUCCUCAUCGUCCUCCUCUUGCGGCGUGAAUUCAACGCGUUCCAACAGUCCCGGCAGCGGCAGCGGCAGCGCGAACGGCACCGGCAGCGCGAACGGCGCCGGUAACGCCGCGAACGGUACCGCAUCCGUAGUCACCGGUAAUAAGCAAGCGUCGGGUGUGAACGUGAGCGGCGUAAACGCCGUCCACGCUAACGCCGGUAAUCCCGGCAAGAUGGCCGUUGAACAUUCGGCCACCGUCGACAAGGGCCUCAAGAUGAAGAUCAAGCGAACGAAGCCCGGCACCAAGACCAGCGAAGCCAAACACGAGAUCGUUAAGUCGAACGAGAUCAACGGUACCGUCUCGUCGCAGGACUCGAACAACGGCACCGCUGCCUCCUCGACCUCCUCGUCCUCGGCCGUCGGCUCGACGUCCGCGUCGGCCGCGGUCGCACAGAACUCGCAAAAUUCGGAAUGCGGCGCGGCCGGCGGCGGUCAGUCGUCUUCGUCGAAUAAGUCCAAGCCGAGUCACUCGCCGGCGUCCGCUGGCGGCACCGGUGCCACGCCCUCGUCCACCGCCGGCUCGAAACGCGGCUCGAGCGGCCAUCGGCGCGACAAGGCGCGGGACAAGCACGAAAAACCGCAGAGCAAUCACACGCCCCAGCAAACGAAACCGGAGAUGAACGGUACCGCGCGACCGACGCCGCAGGGUCAAAAUUCGGCCGGUGGUGCGACGCAGUCUCAGGGCCCAACGCCGGCCGCCACGGCGCCACAACAGACCCAGGGACCACCGCCCAGUUCGAGGACAGGUUUCUCCGUGUCACAAGGCCCCGGGCCACCCGCGACCAGUGCGGCGGCACCCUGUCCGCCACCGAGUCCGGCGAGCGCCACGGCGGCCGGCGCGGCGGCCAAACCGGAACAGACCAAGGUCGCCGCGGUGCCGGGUCCACCGCUCACGACACCCGCUGAGGAAGCAAUGGAUACCGCCGCUAGUCCUCCGCCUGCGAAAAAAAUGAAGACGGAACCAAAGGACAUGUCCGACGUAUGCGUUGGGACCAGCGUGGGGACCAUUACGGAACCGGAGUGUUUGGGGCCCUGCGAGCCCGGUACCUCCGUCACCCUCGAGGGCAUCGUUUGGCACGAGACCGAAGGAGGUGUACUAGUGGUAAAUGUUACGUGGAGGGGUAAGACGUACGUCGGGACAUUGUUGGACUGCACACGUCAUGACUGGGCGCCACCACGUUUCUGUGACUCGCCAACUAGCGAUCUGGAUGCCCGCACGCCUAAGGGCCGCGGUAAGCGCGGCCGCGCCGCGGCCAACUCCACUCCCGGCAACGACCUGAGCAAUUUCACGGAGACGAGGAGUUCCGUGCACAGUAAACUGCGCAACGGCGGCAAGGGUCGUCGGGGCGCACAGGGUUCGCCUGCGGCUAGUCCGAGCCCAGCGGCAUUCGUGCCGCCACGACCGGAUCCGGCAGCGAAGCGGAAGUCGCGCGGACCCGAGGAGGAACAGGACAAGAACAAGCGACGGGCGCCGCCACCGACGCCACCCAGCGGUUCACCACCUGCUAGUCCAGUAUUGCUCGAAUGUCCCGAGCCGAACUGCAAGCCACGCGCAUGGCUCCGCCGACGACGAUGA